Trichoderma asperellum CBS 433.97 is the source of this 2866-nucleotide messenger RNA. RefSeq lists its product as uncharacterized. Gene Ontology annotation, molecular function: RNA binding. Gene Ontology annotation, biological process: mRNA splicing, via spliceosome. The record is from RefSeq and is a predicted model, not a curated record. Gene Ontology annotation, cellular component: nucleus. NCBI's taxonomy places the organism in Eukaryota, Fungi, Ascomycota, Sordariomycetes, Hypocreales, Hypocreaceae.
AUCGCUAACCCUUUUUUGCUCCCGAUUCCCUCUUCUGUAUUUCUUUUUGUUUUCUUCAUCCACGCCUAUAUCUUAUACGCCGGCUAUAUAUUGUGCUUUGAUUGCCCUCCGUCGUUAUGCGCGACGACCAUCACGCACGAUCCCCAGACCGGGGCAGAGACCGAGACCGAGAACGCCAGCGCGACGCUCGCUACUCUCGAUCAAGAGACUUCCAGCACCGGCCGGACGACGACUACCAACAAUCGCGGCAGGGACACACCUUGGCAGAUGAAUUGAGCUUGACGGCUAACUUGCCCACGGGUCAACGAGGCUAUUCACAGUCUCCAUCCAGGGACGACGACAUGCACGACAGCGCGUGGGACCGGCGCGGCCAUCGCCCCGGGCCGCAUUCACAGCAUCCCUACAAUGCAGAUCGCGCUGGGGACUACCGAGACGCUCAUGAUACGCGCCCAAGGCGAGACCUGAGCCCUCAUGACUGGAGCCGUGACAACCAGGGCAGAAUGUAUAGCGAUGACUAUCACCGUGGACGCCAUGAGCAAGCCGGGGGCAAAGAUUAUGCUUCCCCCUCCUAUCGCGACAGGCGACCUUACAACUCCCGAUCACCGCACAGGGAUUACUACAGCAGAAGUCGCUCUCGCAGUCCUGGCUUUGGCUUAGACGGCGGUCGAUUAAGAGAAGCUGGCCCACCUAGCGAUACCGUUAUCUUUGAAGGGCUGCCUGGCAAGAUUGAUGCAGCAGAGCUACGAGAGAGCAUUGUCCAGAGCUGCAUCUCGGACGACUUCCCCUUGGUCGAUGUCCGGAUAACUCAUGCCAAAGGCAAACGCAGGGCUUUCAUUCAGUUUGAGGAUGUUGAACAUGCAGCCGCCUUUAUCAAUGAAAACUUCCCAAAAGUCCGCAUCACUCUGCCUCACACAACUGAUGAUGCUCCAGAUGGCAAGAUUAGUGCCUAUAUCCACUUUGCUCAUCGCAGAGAUGACACAGAAGCGCGUGUUUCCGGCGGUGGCCAAUGGGUCUGCCAACCUUGCGGAUUCAGCAACUAUUCCUCCCGCACCAAGUGCAAGCGAUGCGGCGCGUUACCAUCCUCCUCAGCAAUGCAAUUAAGUUUGAAUCCAGCGGCUGAUGCGGGCGAUGCACCUACGCAGAUCCUGGUAGUAUAUCCCCUGCCUGUGUUCGUUAAUGAGGACAUGUUUGCUGCGGAUAUGAAGCGACUCGAGCUUGAAAAGCCUGACGCAGCCAGUCAGAAGCUGGCAUCAGGCUCAAAGCUGCAGUCGACUGCUCCAGCUGAUCGCGCAGCUCGGACCGGUGCACGCCCAGGAUCGCUCCACCGCGUAUUCUUGAUGCGCGAUCCUAUUACUGAGGAGUCGGCCAAAUAUGGCUUUGCUGAGUUCUGGACUCUGCAAGACGCCGUUGACGCCAUGGCUAAAAUCAAGCUGCUGCCAUCCUUUACUGUCUCGGCUUGUGCCGUUACCGUAUCUCAUAUUCACAUGGGAGUAUUUGUUCCUGAAGAUCGUCAGGUUACGCCUGACAUGGAACGAUUCUCCUUCAAUCCUUUAUUCAACACUGCUCUGCGUGUUCGAUACCGCGAUCUGCGAGCAUAUCCCAGCCAGAAGGUUAUUGCGACAGAGUCUCCUGACAAUCCCACGGGAAACGGAGAGCCUAAAGGCGGCGAGCAAGACAAUAGCAAAAAGAUUAAGAAGAGAAAAGCUGACGAUCCUCUGGGCGCUACCCUUAAAAGAUCAGCCCCAGCUAUGGCUGGCCACAUGGCCAUGUGGCAGAAGAAGCAUGAAGAGAUUCAUGUAAAUGAACCUGGUGGCACAGCAGCAGCAAAACAGCCUCCACUGCCUCCGAAGAACUCCAAGGCAGCACCUAUCAAGUUUUCAAUUACUGGAACAUCGAUGCAGGCUACUGAUCCUCCACCGCCUUCAUUACCGCCUCCAGCACCUCCUGCGGAUGCAGCACCUCCACCUCCACCUCCAUCAAGCGAACAGAAGGAUGACAAUAUCUCUCCGAGCAAGUCUGAUGCGGGAAUCAAAGCUGAGAAGCCAAUUACCCCAUAUGGGGACCGAGACAAGCUUCAAUGUCUUCUUUGCAUGCGUAAAUUCAAGUCAUUGGACGAAUUAGGUCGCCAUGAAGGUUCGCAGCUACAUGCGGAAAAGCUGCAAGACGAGCAGUCUAUCAAAAACGCACUGGAGAGAUUAGCAAAACGGGGGAUCCAGCCGCAGACGCAAGCUGAAGCGGAUGAUGAUGGCAGCUCCACGGCACCAAAAUAUCGCGAUAGAGCCAAGGAACGGCGUGAGCAAUGGAAUCAGCCCAAAAAGCCCUUGCCUACCUCAAGCGAUAAAGGCGCUUCAGGACCUCCGAAGGACCAGGCCAAACCUCCAGCUCAAGAGAAAGCUCCGAUACAGUCCAAGGGUGCCGGCAUGCUUGCUAAGAUGGGUUGGACGACUGGCACUGGCCUUGGUGCCAAUGCUGAGGGACGCACCGAGAGUAUCGUAACCAACGUGUAUCGGGAGGGCGUCGGCCUCGGAGCUGAAGGCGCCAAUCUAGGCAACGCACAGGCGUAUGGAGAGAGCAGGACACUCAAUAAUCGGCAAGAUUAUAUGAAUGCAGUGAACGACCUGGCGAGAGAGCGGUUUUUUAACGAGUUUGGUGGAAAGAAGGAUGAGAAGAAUGGCGAGCAGAAGGACGAGUAGAAAGAUUGGGGGAGACAGUUGGAAAGAGGUCGUGAAGCAACAAUAGGCAUGAGGUAUUGGAGAUUGAAGCUGAGUGGAUAUGCUUCUACAUACAUAUAAUGGCGUUUGUUUGAAAAUACAAGUGAUAUUCGAUAGCUUUAGUUAAUAGCUAUUUCUUUACCAGAGAUUUUUUC